Molecule: messenger RNA, 1233 nt
Organism: Parnassius mnemosyne (clouded apollo)
Lineage: Eukaryota; Metazoa; Arthropoda; Insecta; Lepidoptera; Papilionidae
Source: the annotation of a GenBank genome assembly
AUGGAGGAAACGUUUCGAACGUUUCACAGGGUUUUAUCUUUUGCUGGGAUAUCUAUUUUCUCCAAAACAAGUAGGAGCACCAAGAGAUGGUUGCUACUACAGAUUUUAAAUUUUGUUAUCGGUUUUUUAACGUUCAUAUUCACUUCUGCAUUUGCAAUUGUUCACUUCAACAAUAUGCUCUUGUUUAUCCAAGGCGCCUGCAUUUGGACGACAGGAGUUAUCAUGUUCAUAUCAUUGGGAGUUUGCUUGCUUUUCCGGAAAAAGUUCCAUAUGUUUCUUAGUGAAAUGGUGUUUGAAGAUGGAAUGCUGGAUAUGCCUUUUAUAGAAUAUGUUUUAAGGAAUGAGAAAAACGGAAAAUUAAACGAUCUAAAGGAACUUGUCAUAAAUUCUCAAGAUAAGCUUUUCUAUUAUACAAGGAUAUUACUAAAAGUGUAUGUUACUAGCGUGUGGCUGACUGCAACGUUGUAUUUAUGUGGCCCAAUUUAUCAAAUGUCUAUUUCGGAUGAUAAUUCGCUGCGCUUACUAGCGUUCGAUAUGUGGUUCCCGUGGAGUUUAGAAAACUUCAAUGUAUACAUUGCUUCUUUCUUAUUUCACGCAUAUGCUGGCUAUCUGUGUUGUAUCGCAUAUCCAGGACUGCAGUCGAUGAUAAUCCUUUUAGUUGGACAAACUAUUCGUCAGUUGCGGAUUAUAACUUUUAUUCUUCAAAAUUUGAAUGACCUGUCUACGCAGAUAGUAGAAGGAAAGGAAGAAAAUUGGCAACCAUGCUGUACAGAAAUUUUUAAACAGUGUAUCACUCAUUAUGUAAAGAUAAAAAGGUUUACCAAUCGACUUAAUAUCAUUUGCCAACCGUUCUAUUUGACUUUAAUACUGGUUGCUAUUAUGCUUGUCUGUAUGUGUUCAGUGAAAAUAGCUGUAUCCGAUGUAAUAUUCUCCGCGGACGUAAUGAAAUAUUUCGUACAUGAAUUUUGUUUUAUUCUUGUUGUUUUAAUGUUUUGCUUAUUGGGUCAGAAAGUUGAAAAUGAGUGCGAAAAACUGGAAUUAGCAGUCACCGAAAAAUGGUACCUAUAUGACAGAAAUCAUAAAAUUAACGUUUUGAUUUUUAAUAUGGCAGUGAGUCAAAGAAUGCCCAUAUACAUAUUUGGGUCUGUAACUCUGUCGUUACCAACAUUUACAUGGUUUAUAAAGACUGGAAUGUCUUUUUUUACAUUAGUGAUGUCAUUACUGGAGGGUUAA